Lampris incognitus (smalleye Pacific opah) is the source of this 501-nucleotide messenger RNA. RefSeq names its product ubiquinol-cytochrome-c reductase complex assembly factor 5. The record is from RefSeq and is a predicted model, not a curated record. Lineage: Eukaryota; Metazoa; Chordata; Actinopteri; Lampriformes; Lampridae. The transcript has 2 exons. The coding region runs from base 206 to 451 and encodes 81 amino acids.
ACGUGCUUCGUCUCCAUUGUCCCUCGCUGUCAUGACAGAUGUAGUAGAGGACAAACGAGUUUUGCGUAAUUUACCCGGUUAAAAUAAAGCGACCGGACGUGCUGAUCAUGGCGAUAUGUGUUUGAUUUUGCUGGGCACCGUCACUGCUUCUCCUGCGUCGUCCAGCGGGGUCUCGUAAAAGGCCGAUAAACAUUCACUGUCCGACAUGUUUAGCAAGAGUAAAAACGUCAGGUAUUUCCUGAACCUCGUACCUGGUAAACGUCGUUUCGGGACGUACCGGUUCCUUCCCAUCUUCUUUUGUAUUGGAGGGGUGAUGGAGUGGAUCAUGAUCAACGCCAGGAUAGGAAAAGAGACUUUCUAUGAUGUCUACAGAAGAAAACAAUCCGAACGGGCGUACCAGCAGAAGAUUACAGAGGGCUUGGUAGAACUGAAGGAACCAGCAGCAAAGUGACUAAUGGUGGAACAUAACGACGUUUUCAGGACACACCUUUGCAUCCUUUU